Molecule: messenger RNA, 1215 nt
Organism: Acaromyces ingoldii
Lineage: Eukaryota; Fungi; Basidiomycota; Exobasidiomycetes; Exobasidiales; Cryptobasidiaceae
Product: HCP-like protein
Exons: 1
Coding region: 1-1215 (404 amino acids)
Molecular function (GO): protein binding
Source: RefSeq, a predicted model, not a curated record
AUGAGCAUGGCAUCCGCGGCAAGCGCGAGUAGCGGCAAUGUCGGGCGAAGAAAGUCCAAGGACUCGGCGCCUCAACAGACAUUGCCCUUCUCAAAGGCUUUCGUGGCCGAAUACCGAGCGAGGAUGAAGGGCGAUCCGGACCCCGAGGCCCAAUUUGCCUUUUGUCGUUACCUCAUCGAGGCCGCCAAGAAGAUCCAGGAUCCAAAGGAUGGUCCCAAGGCUCAGAGAAAAUACCGAGAUGCGUUGCUUUCCGAGAGCCUCAAGCUCGUCAAGCGGCUGGCUACGACGGGCAUGGGGCUGGGCAAGCCGCCGUACGCCGAGGCCCAAUUCUUCUUGGCCAAUUGUUUCGGAAAUGGUUCGUUGGGAUUGCAGGUCGACCACGAAAAGGCGUACAAUCUCUACGUGCAGGCUUCCAAGCAGAACCAUCCCGCUGCCACUUAUCGGACAGCGGUCUGCAACGAGGUCGGCGCAGGCACGCGCCGAGACCACCACCGUGCAGUCCUCUUUUACCGCAAGGCGAGCGCACUGGGCGACACGGCGGGCAUGUACAAGCUCGGCAUGAUCUUGCUCAACGGACUGCUGGGUCAGCCGCGAAACGUGCGGGAAGCCAUCGUCUGGCUGAAGCGCGCCGCGGGGCAAGCCGACGAGGAUAACCCACACGCCCUCCACGAGCUUGGGCUGCUGUACGAAAAGGUCAACUCGACCAUUGUUGCGCAAGACGAGCCCUACGCCCGCGAGCUCUUUACCCAGGCUGCGCAGCUCGGCUAUGCGCCGUCGCAGUUCAAGCUGGGCUCAGCGUACGAGUACGGAAGCCUGACGUGCCCUGUCGACCCGCGACGAAGCAUUGCGUGGUACACCAAGGCGGCGGGCAAAAAUGACGGAGAGUCGGAGCUCGCCCUCAGCGGCUGGUACUUGACCGGAAGCGAGGGCGUGCUCAAGCAGAGCGACAGCGAAGCCUACCUCUGGGCCCGCCGAGCCGCGACAAAGGGCAUCCCCAAGGCAGAGUACGCCGUGGGCUACUACUGCGAGGUCGGCAUCGGUGUCGAGGCCGACACCGAGGAAGCCAAACGGUGGUACAUGCGCGCCGCAGCCCAGGGCAAUAAACGUGCGAUGAUGAGGCUUACGGAGCUCAAGCAGCAGCGUGGCUCCAAGGGCGGCAAAAAGGGCGCGAGGCCUACACGAAAGGAUGCAGAGUCUGAAUGCGUCAUUGUCUAA